This is a messenger RNA of Tigriopus californicus, 1097 nucleotides long. Its product is annotated as acyl-protein thioesterase 1-like. NCBI's taxonomy places the organism in Eukaryota, Metazoa, Arthropoda, Copepoda, Harpacticoida, Harpacticidae. Gene Ontology annotation, cellular component: cytoplasm. The record is from RefSeq and is a predicted model, not a curated record. The coding region runs from base 133 to 999 and encodes 288 amino acids. Gene Ontology annotation, molecular function: palmitoyl-(protein) hydrolase activity; carboxylic ester hydrolase activity. The transcript has 5 exons. Gene Ontology annotation, biological process: protein depalmitoylation.
UGAAACUGAAGAACAUGAACAUCAUAAUACAUUUAGUCUGUUUCCAAGCGCUGUUCGGGUACCUGUGCGUUCCGAACAAGAGUAGUCUGUAAUCACACAUUGUGUGUCUACUAAAUAUGAAGACUUCUGUCAAUGAAAGUGAUUGUCGAGAUUUGCCUUUUCUGUGGAGAUGACUCAGAAUUUCAGGCCUUUCAGAGUGGCGUCUAUCGAGUCUUGAACAAGUGUGUGAAGCCAUCUGCACCGGGGAUGAUGUACAAUUGCCUUUUGAAAUGUCAAAAGAAGGCCAAAGGCCGCGCUGUCUCCAAGUCUCGGGAGAGAUCCAAGAUGGUUUCGAGUGGGACCAUUUUAUUUUUUCAUGACGUGGGUGACAAUGGUGGUAAGUGGACCAAACGCUUGGGAGCUCUUUUUCCUGACGAAAAUAUUCGCAUUUUCUGUCCGACCGCAAGUGAAAUGCCCGUGGGACUAUUUAACGGUCUUUGUAUGCAUUCCUGGUUCGACAUGAACAAAGAUCACGAUCCAAUGGAAGGGGAAAUUUGGGACAUCAAGAAAAUUUGGGACAACAGCAAAUCCGCCAAGUUUGUUGGACAGUUAAUCGAUUUUGAGCUCCUCCAUGGAACCCCGCUUGAUAAAAUAAUCUUGGGUGGUCACUCGCAAGGCGGAGCGCUAGCGCUCUACGCCGGUUUAUCUUACGUCAACAAAACGACAGAGAAGAAUCUGGGUGGGAUUUUCACUUUGGGUAGCUGGUUGUUACUCCGUUGGGAGUUUGAUUCCGCUUAUGCCCAGAGCAUUAUUGCCGUCAAUGCCCCAAAGAAUGUGCUCAUGUGUCACGGAGAAAGAGACCGAAAAAUUCCUGUGGAUUGGGGGAUUUCUGCAAAGGAGGAUUUAGAGAAGGUGAUCGGAAAUCUAGAAUUUGUCCCGUACAAACAACAUGGUCACGAGGUAUCAACGAUUCAGUUAAAAGACUGCGUAAAAUUUUGUCACACGAUAUUGUCUGAUUGAGUCUGCAACGAAUAUGAUUAAAUCAAAACAAAUCUUGUGAUCACCCAUAUUAAUUUUCUUUCCAGUCAAGAAAGCUAUAAAGGCCUAUAAAAACUUCA